This is a messenger RNA of Lathyrus oleraceus (garden pea), 1856 nucleotides long. RefSeq names its product hydroquinone glucosyltransferase. Gene Ontology annotation, molecular function: UDP-glycosyltransferase activity. The record is from RefSeq and is a predicted model, not a curated record. The coding region runs from base 251 to 1660 and encodes 469 amino acids. Lineage: Eukaryota; Viridiplantae; Streptophyta; Magnoliopsida; Fabales; Fabaceae. The transcript has a single exon.
AAAAUUCCUUUUCUUUUUCUUUUGUAUACCAACAAUAAAUAACCAGAAUACAAUAAGUGACAAAAUUCAUAAGUCACAAGACUACAUAGUAGUUUGGUCAUCCACGAGGUUUGUGCUUUGUCCUAAUGCUACUUUUUCUGAAUUAUUGGCAUAAAUAACUAUCUUUCUUUUGUCAACUCUCUCUUUCACUCUUUCUUUCGAUCUUCAAUAUAUUAUUUUCUUUAUCACACAAACACAAAAAAAAAACUCCAUGGAUAAAUCAAUUCAUAUUGCAGUGGUUCCUGGUGUUGGAUACAGCCAUUUGUUCCCACUUCUUCAAUUCUCCAAACUACUUGUUCAUCUUCAUCCAUAUUUUCAUGUCACAUGUCUCAUUCCUUCACUUGAAUCUCCUCCAUCUGAUUCCAAAACAAUCCUUCAAACUCUUCCAUCAAACAUCAACUGUACUUUUCUUCCAUCAGUACACUCCAAUGAUCUUCCACGAGGAAUCCCCUUAGAAACUCAGCUUCAACUCACACUGGCUCACUCAUUGCCAUCAAUCCAUCAGGCCUUGAAGUCCUUAUCUUUAAGGACACCCCCUGUGGCAUUACUGGUUGAUUCUUUUGCAGUUAAAGCAUUGGAUUUGGCUAAGGAGUUCAACAUGUUGUCUUAUGUUUACUUCCCUUCUGCAGCUACCACUUUGUCUUCUUACUAUCAUUUGCUCAAAUUGGAUAAGGUGACAUCAUGUGAGUAUAGAGAUCUUCCAGAGGCUAUCCAAUUACCAGGGUUUGUACCGAUUCACGGUCGCGAUCUUGUUGAUCAAGCUCAAGAUAGAUCAAGUCAAUCUUAUAAACUGUUACUCGAGCGAGUUGAGAGAAUCCGUCUUGUUGAUGGGAUUCUUAUUAAUAGCUCCCUAGAAAUUGAAAGAGGAUCUAUAGAAGCACUGACGGAAGAAGGAAGUGGUAACCCUCCUGUGUAUGCAGUUGGGCCUAUUGUCCAAAAGGGAACAAGAGAUGGUGAUGAUGAUGUUAAAGGAUUGGAGUCUCUGUCAUGGUUGGAUAAACAGAAACCAUGUUCGGUUUUGUAUGUUUCUUUUGGGAGUGGUGGCACACUUUCACAAGAACAGGUUAAUGAGUUGGCUUUUGGUUUGGAAUUGAGUAAUCAGAAGUUCUUAUGGGUGUUAAGAGCGCCGAGUAGUUCGGCGAAUUCUGCAUAUCUUUCGCAAAAUGAUGUUGAUCCUUUGCAGUUUUUACCAUCUGGGUUUUUGGAGAGAACUAAGGAAAAAGGUUUGGUUAUUCCAUCAUGGGCACCACAGAUUCAAAUUCUUAGUCACAGUUCAGUUGGAGGGUUCUUGACUCAUUGUGGUUGGAAUUCAACUCUUGAGAGUAUGGUCCAUGGUGUGCCGCUGAUCACAUGGCCUUUGUUUGCGGAGCAGAGAACGAAUGCGGUUAUGCUGAGUGAGGGCUUAAAGGUUGGACUGAGGCCAAGACAUGAUGAGAAUGGUAUUGUGGAAAGAGUACAAAUUUCUGAGUUGAUCAAGCGUCUAAUGGAAGGAGAAGAAAGCGAGAAACUGCGCAAUAAUAUGAAGGAGUUGAAAGAAGCUGCUAAUAGUGCAGUUAAAGAAGAUGGAUCUUCUACAAAGACUCUUUCUCAAUUGGCACUCAAAUGGAGAAAUUUGGUAUAGAAAAACAAGCUUUUUGACAGAAUAUGCAGUCUUAAGAUCUCAUUAUUUGACAUUAUUUUUCACUGUUUACUUUAGUUUAUCUUAUCUUCAAUAAGUGUUUUGCACCCAAUAUUGAAUGUCGCAUAAUUCUCAGUACUCUCUUGAUUAGACCCCUCUGUGGUCCCUAUUUUGUUAUAACACCAAUUAAUGUGCUCUA